Pangasianodon hypophthalmus (striped catfish) is the source of this 1771-nucleotide messenger RNA. RefSeq names its product sushi-repeat containing protein X-linked (gene srpx). NCBI's taxonomy places the organism in Eukaryota, Metazoa, Chordata, Actinopteri, Siluriformes, Pangasiidae. The coding region runs from base 48 to 1433 and encodes 461 amino acids. The transcript is spliced from 10 exons. The record is from RefSeq and is a predicted model, not a curated record.
AGAGGAGGCGGUGCUCGCGGGGAGGAAGAGGAGGAGAAGGAGGAGGAAUGCAGCGGAUUCUCAAGCAACUCCUGCACAUUUUAAACAUGGACAACUGGCUGAGUGUGUGUGUGCUCGUGGGACUUCAGGUCGCCUGCUGCCUCGCGUAUGACGGGUCGGGAUACUGGCCUUACACUGACGAUGAGGAUGUAAGAUACACAGGUGUGCCAUGGUGUGCUCCAAUCAAAGUGAAGCACGGGCAUGUGAGCUGCCAAACGCCACGUGGUGAGCAUUAUAAGAAUGUGUUGGGAACCCGCUGUAAGAUCCACUGCAAGAGAGGCUACGAGCUCCAUGGCAGCAGCGAGAUACUCUGCAUGGCCAGCAAACAGUGGUCAGGAAAAUACACCUGCAGAGAGGUCCGCUGUCCAACUCUAGCCAUGCCAUCUAACGGUGGAUUUAAGUGUUCAGAUGGUUCCUAUUACAACUCCCACUGCCAGUUCUUCUGUUCACCAGGAUACAUACUCCGUGGAGACCGCAGUGUCACCUGCCAAAGCAGCAGGGCAUGGAGUGGUGGCCAGAGUGUGUGUCUGGAUUUGGAUCCUCCAGUCAUAAAGUGUCCAAAUGUAAAGGAGAAGACAGCUGAGCCAGGAAAAGUGACUGCAAAAGUGACCUGGGAUACACCGGAGGGCAAAGACACAGCAGAUGGCAUACUCACAGAUGUAAUACUAAAGGGGAAGCCUCCAGGAACACACUUUACAGAGGGAAACCAUAAACAAUCAUACACUGUGUUCGACCGGGCUGGAAACAAAGCUACCUGUAAAUUCAACAUCAGAGUAAAAGUCCGCCGUUGCACUCCCCUCUCAGUGCCUGAAAAUGGUUGGAUGAAGUGUGACAGUGCUGGUGAUAAUUAUGGGGCAACAUGUGAUUUCCGCUGCCUGGGAGGUUACGAGCUGAGAGGCAGCGCUGCCCGAGUUUGCCAGUUCAACAUGGAAUGGUCUGGCCUGGAAACCAGCUGUGCACCCAUGAACAUUAAUGUUGGAGUGCGAUCUGCUGCUCAACUACUGGACCAGUUCUAUGAGAAACGUCGCCUGCUUAUAAUCUCCACCCCCACAGCGGCCAACCAUUACUACAGAUUCCAAAUGACUAAUUUACAGCAAGCACAAUGUGGCUUGGACUUAAGGCAUGUGACUGUGGUUGAACUUGUGGGAAGGUUUCCAGCUCAAAUAGGACGCAUUAGAUACCAACUCAUCCCUCCAGGACUGGCCCUACAGCUCAGACUGCUGCUGCAGCUGUCUCAGAAUUCAUUUAAUCUGGUGCUGCUGGACAAACAGGGAGUGGACAAACAGCGCUACACAUACCCGGUCACAGCAGCAGAGAUCUUCAGCAUCAUUGACACCUUCCCCCUGCGCACUGAAGAGGCCCUUCUGCAGAAAGAAGCAGGUCAUGGCUGCUAGACAACUAGACAACUAAACCCCCACCCCCACCCCCACCACCACAGACACACACACAAACACACAGGGCCAUAAAUGCAUGAGUGAGUUUUUUAUACACAUAUUUGUGAUUUGUAAGAUGCUCUACUAUUUUUUUGUGUCAAUCUAUAUAUUAUUGUGUCAAUAUUUAUAUUAUUCUAUCAUAAUAUACAAUAUAGUUUGACCUCAUUCAAUCCAAUUUAAACUGUUUAUUUGGCUUUAAGAAAUAAAUAUGCUCACUUUGAUGUCUAAUUCCAAUGUGUGAUGUUACUGUAUGCUUGGCAACUCUGUCCACGGAAUAAAUAUCAAGUGCUAAAAUAUUA